ACUCAGUCCUGCCCCCUAAAGUGGAGAUGAGCCAGACCCGAGGAAAGGAGAGCAUCUCUUAAGACUCCCGAGCCAGGAUGGCGCACCUGCGGCAGCCCCUGCCUCUCCUGGUGGUGAUGCACAGCUUCCUCCCGCUUAUCUUUUGUGAUGCCAAGCAGAUCAUCCAUGCCACAGACUUACUAAACUGGGAAGACAAAGAUCCUGCAGACACACUAGUUGAUAAUGUAGUCAAUUCGAGGAUCAUCAACCCUUUACGCCUCUUUGUUAAGCCAUCCCCAGCACUGAAACAUGGACAGAUGCCAUAUUCAGACAGCAUAGACAACUUUUGGGAUUGGUUAUCCAACAUCACUGAGGUUCAAGAAUCUCUUGCGCGAACUAAACGCAGACCAAUUGUAAAAACUGGGAAAUUCAAGAAAAUGUUUGGGUGGGGUGACUUCCAUUCUAACAUCAAAACUGUGAAGCUGAAUCUUCUCAUAACAGGGAAAAUUGUUGACCAUGGCAAUGGGACCUUCAGUGUUUAUUUCCGGCACAAUUCCACAGGCCUUGGAAAUGUUUCUGUGAGCUUGGUGCCACCUUCCAAGGUGGUGGAGUUUGAAUCCUCACCGCAGUCAACGCUAGAGACCAAGGAGUCCAAGUCUUUCAACUGUCGAAUUGAAUACGAGAAAACGGAUAGGGCUAAGAAAACUGCAUUGUGUAAUUUUGACCCUUCGAAGAUCUGCUACCAAGAGCAGACACAAAGCCAUGUGUCCUGGCUGUGUUCUAAACCAUUCAAAGUCAUCUGUAUUUACAUUGCUUUUUACAGCGUUGAUUACAAACUGGUGCAAAAAGUCUGCCCUGAUUACAACUACCACAGUGAAACACCGUAUUUGUCAUCUGGGUGAUAUAAUCC
Molecule: messenger RNA, 889 nt
Organism: Zootoca vivipara (common lizard)
Lineage: Eukaryota; Metazoa; Chordata; Lepidosauria; Squamata; Lacertidae
Gene: NXPH2
Product: neurexophilin 2
Molecular function (GO): signaling receptor binding
Source: RefSeq, a predicted model, not a curated record